Molecule: messenger RNA, 879 nt
Organism: Impatiens glandulifera
Lineage: Eukaryota; Viridiplantae; Streptophyta; Magnoliopsida; Ericales; Balsaminaceae
Product: probable transcription factor At4g01260
Exons: 1
Coding region: 1-879 (292 amino acids)
Biological process (GO): regulation of DNA-templated transcription
Cellular component (GO): nucleus
Source: RefSeq, a predicted model, not a curated record
AUGGCUGCACAUAGUCGCCGUAGAGCUCAGGCGGAGGAAGCAAAGCAAGGAAACGUUCUUCGUCCGAAAUUGAUUUACAAUCUAACCCGAUUCCCAUGUCAGUUCCUGAAGCCAAGGUUGCGUCGUCUUCAAAAAAAGAAAAUCGGAGAUGCCUUGCAUGCGGGGAAGAAACCCAGAGCUUCUAAGAAUAAGGGAAUUGAAUCAAAGAAGAAGAAGAAGAAGAAGAAGAAGAAGCAGGACGCUGAUGAGAAUGUAGAAUGCGAAGACGUGAAAAGUAAGGACGAUGGCGCUAAAAAACAGCGGUUUCAUAGGAUUUGGAGCUAUGACGAUGAAGUCUCGAUCUUCAAAGGAAUGAUCGAGCAUGGUGAAAAGGAAGGGAUCGAUCCUGCUAUAGUGGAUAAGACCUCUUUCUACGAAGUGAUCAGACAUUCACUUCAGUUGGAUGCUAAUAAAAGUCAAUUUACUGACAAAAUAAAGGGGCUGAAAAAGAAGUAUUUGACAAAUCUGAAGAAAAGUUACAAUGGCAAUGAUAGAAUAUUCUCAAAAGAUCACGACCAGAAGUGUUUCAAUUUGUCGAAAAAGAUAUGGGGAACUGAAUCUAGCGCCAAGGUGUCUAGGAAAGUAGAGAAUAUUGUUGAGGUUGCUGCUGCUGCUGCUGAUGCUGCUGCUGAUGCCGAACCUUUCUGUAUAGGCUCGAGGUUGGAGAAAAAAAUUGAGGAAUAUGGGUCUCAGUUGAUUACAGGUGCCAAGAAGUUAGAAUUGGACAAUGUUUUCAGGCAGUUACAAGUGAAGGAAGCAGAUGUUUACUUGCGACACCUAAAUUAUAUGCGUGGGAAGACAGUUCUUGUGUUGGAGACAUUGAGAUCCAACAUAAACUAA